GACAAUUCACAGCUGACGAUUACCUGGCUGAAGGGAAGAAACUCAAACAUUUAGCUGAUACUCAGGUGGACAAGCAUGCCAAAGCACUUACUUACUUUGAAGCUGUGGUGUAUCUCACUUCCUGCGGUAAUGUCUUUGAGUUGGACCCACACGUACCGGAUGAUAAAGCCGUCACCAUGUAUUCAGACACUUGUGAAAUUAUCAGAUUUAUAUUAAAGCUCAAAGGUAUUCACAAUGGCCAAGAGGGGAAUAGCAAUGAUAACAAACUAGCCGUGUUGUGCUACCGUUGCCAAGCGUUACUCAACAUGCAAAUGUUCAAACUAAAGAGGCAGUCGGCCAUGAACCUGUCGAGGGCACUAACCGAGCAUCUCAAGGGUACAUCGUCAAAACCUCAGCCUCCGUUACAACAGAAUCCUCCUUCGUGGAACACGUCGUCUAGGUACACAGGCACCCCGUCCCCCGUCUCUCCUACCCCCUCCCCAGCGGGUAGCGUUGGCUCGGCCUGCAGCAUGGGUUCGCAGGGAAGUGCCUCCAGUGACCUCGUCCCUUCUCAGACGUCGGGUGGCGGCCCAGCCCCUCCCUCCGGCCCCGGGGCUAAACUGUGCAAUGGGUUGAACCCGCAGUCGUCGACGGUAGCCAUGCCGCAGCAUAUCGUCCGCAUCAUGUCCAAGUUCCUCACCUAUUCAAACUACAGUCUCUACAGCAUACAAUAUUGGGAACAGGCCGAUAUCCUCUCUGAAGAAAAUAAAGACUUCUUCCGCGAGUUGGCACGAGAGUGCGGGGAGCUAACACUUCACAGCAGUACUCAGGAUCUGGUUCACUAUGUCCGUAGAGGGCUCUCUAACCUCAGACGCUUGUGAAACGGUGUACAACACCGGUGUUUAAUAAAAAGAGUGCUAUUCAAACCGUGCUACUGAGCUGGUGUAUUUAAAUGGACACGGUGACACCGUACUUCAGUGCUAAAGCCUAGAGGACUAUUAACAUGCCGGACACGGUAACACCGUACUUCAGUGCUAAGCGAAGAGGACUAUUGAAUAUGCCAUAGAAUGGACAUUGCGCUACCAAAUAAAAUGAGUUUAUGAGUGCUAUUGAUUAGAAGGACCUGCCACCGCUGUAUGCAAUUUCUAAAGAGAUGAUUCAGUUGGCGACCAGCAAGGAUGCUACCGGAGCUAAGCACCAAGUAUUCCUUCUGCAGCUGAGCAGAGUCAACUCGGUGCUAAUUGAAACCUGAUAGAGCUUAUGUUCAUGAAUACCUCCUGAUGCACUGAGGCAACAUGACCUUGUAUAACAGGGGCCUGUAACACCAAGUUUGUUGAUUGAUCAUCCAGUUGAUUUGUAUGCUUGUUUGCACAUCAAAUCAAACAUUAAAAAUUUCCCUAUUAUCAAAAGGUGAGCUUUGUGUUAAGGGGCCUUGAUUGUGGUAAAACCGCUAUUUUGCUUCACUAGAAGACCCUCCUUGAUCACGACAGACCAUCGACGGGAUAUUCUGGAUAAAAAAUUUUGUAUUAUGUUUUAAUGGAUAGACAUUAUCAAGUGAUAUUUUGGACAAACCCUAUCUCUACAUCUCAAAAAAAAAAAAAUGAAGUCACUUUUUAAAAUCACGACAUGACUCCCUCAUUUGAUAUAGCAAAAUGGCAACCAUGAUUUUCUUAUUUUCCAGGACAUAGAACUUUUUAUUUAUUUAGAGAGGUUUUGUUGCCCAAGCAUCUUUUAUUGAUAACCAAUGAUCAGGCUCUGUGAUGGGAUAACAAGAGCUUACAGCUCCAGUCGCUGUCAUAUUUUUUUUCCUCCAAACUGGUUAACUCCCUACAUUCCAGGCUAGGAGAGUGGUAUAUUAAUUCUGACUCAUGAAUUUGAUAUAUUAUUCCCAUAGACAUUGAAGCAAAGGGUUAAUUAUGAUUGCAGAAAUUAUUGGUUUAAAAAAAUCCUUGAAGAUUAACGAAACCAAAUUCAUGAUUCAAAAAUUUGAUCAUCUUUUCGAGGGUAUUCAACUGGAAGAAAAUAAACUCUUGCAUCAAGUUGGGGGAAAUUUGUUUCAUACCCAACUUGAUCAUGUAAAAUGCCAAAGCGAGGUUUCUUUAAAACCAUGGAAUCAUAUUUGUUGGAAGACCCAAAUAUGGAAGUAAAAUCAAUUUAGCUAAUCAUAGGUUAUAUUUGAUCUCACUGAAAUUAUGUUUUGAAAUUAUAGGUAAACCUUGUUAUGAUCUAUCUAAUAUUGUGAGAAAAUUGAGAAGAGAAGUCAUGAAAAUGUAGAGGGGAAGAAAUCCAAAUAUUGUAUAUUUUUUUAAUAAGAAUAUUAAAAAAUAUUUGUAGGAUUUGUUUUAUAAGAUGAAAUGGAGGAUUGGAUAGAGUUCUCAGUGAAAUAAAGAAUUCAAAUCUGAUCACUAGCAAUUCUGUAGAAUAUGUAAGUCUAACCCCCGGUAAGUGGACCUUCAAGAAAUAAUAUCUUGUUUAAUAAUAAUUUGUUUUCUUGUUGAUCUUAAGAGUUGUAAUGCACUCAAUUAUCACAGAUUGAGCAGUUCAUGAUGUGAAUGGAGCAAAAUGGGGGUCAGAUGUACGCGAAAGGUCGAUUAUUUUACACACCUGCCCAACAUCAAUCAUAUAAUUUUUUUUAUUUUAGUUUUUAUCUCUAUUAAAAUAUAUUUUGUUAUUAAAAGAGCAAUUAUAUAAGUAAUCAUUCAGUUGCAUUUCAUAUUUUCUAUUUGUUAAUUUGAAUUCUGUAAUUUUGAAUUUCAAACUUACUGACAUCAAUCCAUAGGGUCGGUUGAAGUUUCAUAGAUUUUAUUUUUCUAUUUCCCAUCGUUUUGAAGAAAACCAAGUUUGCUUCAAUAUUGAAAGAACUAUGUGAAGGAUUGUAUUUUUGAUCAAGCGAAUGAAAAUUUCUUUUUUAUGAAACCACUGUUGAAACAAUAAUGAUUUGAUUAAUUCAAGGUCCCAAUCUGGUCAAAAAUUUCCUUUUGAGAUUAUAUCAACUCUAAUUUUCAAAUUGUAAUGAAAUUGCCCGAAAUAUUUUGGACAAGAGCAUGUGAUGAAUAUGUGCCUCAUCAAAUCUUAUCCAAAGUUCUAGCUUACACAAUUUUUUAAUCUGACCUUUUUUAAACAGGCUCUAUAAUCAAUCUGGCAGCGUGGGUUUUAGAAGUAUCAUUUUAAGUCGGUCUGUUGUGAGUUUUCAUGCACAAAAGGAUAAAAUUUGAUGGCAACAGGCUGUCUGUAAUAAUCAGGCUUAUCAGGGCCCCGUCUUACAAAGAGUUGCGAUUGAUCCAAUCAACCAUAAACUAUGGACGGCCAGCAACGUCAACAUCUAAAAUGCAAAUUUGUUCAAAAUAUUUUCGAGAUAUAAAUGAAUGAUUUAUAUUCAUACAUUCAUCAUUGCUUUGAGAAUUCAGUAUGCUUCUCUUUGUUUACAAAGGACAUUGUGCAAAUUUCCUGUAGAAAAAAUUACUGUAUGGAUGGAUUUCCAAAGAGUUGAGAUUGAUUGGAUCAUUCGUGACUCUUUGUAAGAGGGCUGUGCCAAUUAUGCUUCACCUUGAAGUCAACAAAUAUCAGACCUGGGUCCUGUAACAUAAACCUUAGUGAUUGAUCGUUGGUGUUGAUUUUACGAUUGAUUGCAUUGAUUAUUGUGCAUGAUUAAUCAUAAACUCAGCCCUGUGAUCAAUCACUAAGCUUUAUGUUACUGUACCCAGGAAUGGUGAGAUAAUGUUAUCACAUAAGUGAAAAUGAAAAUUACCACAUCUUUCUAGCAUCUGUAGAUGUCAAAUUCCCCAUGAGUUAUGACAAUAGACGGUCUGUAAGCAUGGCAAAAAGAUUUUCAUUAUCUUGGAUAGCUUUGGUUGUAAUUAAUUGUUUAUUUUGUACCAGAAGAAAAAAAGUCUAUUUAUUUAACCCUGAAAGGACAAGGGGGAGGGAGGGGGGCAUCGUGCCCCUCCAUAUUUCGCACCAUUAUUCUGUAACGUCAUUACAAAGCAUGCAGAGAUAGAGCUGCGAAAUUGAAUAACCUUUUUCUUUAAAGUCUUGCACGACUUUUAAGACCAAAUUUACAAUAUACGAGUAUAGCAUCACGAUGCCACAUGACUUUUUGUGAGACGAUGUCGUGCCAAAAAGGGCUAAUUUUUGUGAUUGGGUACAAAUUCAAUGCACUAUGGAAUUCAUAAAGCUUAUUCUUCAUUUUAAUCAGUCUGCUUAAUUUACGGUUAAUAUUGGUUAAUAAAUGGUCUUGAAUUAUUUUCAUUGAAUGCAAACACAAAAACAAACAAAAAAUCAAAAUCAAGAAAUUCUAAGAACAAAUAUAUGCAUAAGCAAAAUUUUAAUUUCCCCAAGUACUAGUACCAUCCGCAAAGAUUCAAAUUUCAAGUGAAAUUGAGUGUUAAAUAUGCAUAAAUUUGCAUGAUUUAUUACAAAUUUAACAUAAUUAUCAUUUGAUUUUUUUAAAUGUAGAUUUGUAGUUUAAGAUUUUGGCGCAGUUGUGCCGACGACUGCCAAGAUCAAAAGAGUAGGCCAUAAUGCCCCCCCCCCCCACAACUCUGAAAUAGCCCAGUCCUUUCAGGUUAAAAUAAACAUGAGCUGAUAAACAAACGAGUGCCAGACCCACAGUGGCUCUACAAUCAAGGUCAAAUUACAUAACCUUUGUAAGUUACAACAAAUCUGUAUUUAACAUUGAUAAUUAAUUUAAUUGUUGGACCAACUGCUUAAAUUUUGUCACAAGUGACAUAUUUGAGAUCAGUUACUUAAAGAAACAUUUGAAGCUCAACUACCACAGACGAGGCAAAGACCUCAUACCACACCAAUUCAUUGAUGUUUGUGUGUGGUACAAACUACAGAUAUGUGUUCAUUGAAUUUGAAUCUGCCAAGAUAAUCAAAUCAACUCAAAGAAGUGAGAUUAUCUCUUGAUUAAAAAAAAAAAAAAAAACUUGCUGCAAAUGAAUCUUGAGUCUCAACUCACAAACGAUGAAAGCGUGACAUAGUCAUGCCAUUGUAUAUUUAUAUUUGUGAAUGGUGUACAUCAAGUGUGUAGAACAGGUUUUUGUCACAUAAAAGAGAGAACAGAGUACGCAUUGUAUAUGUAGAGAUAUAACGAAAAAAAAAAGCUUGUACAA
Messenger RNA from Lytechinus pictus (painted urchin), 5093 nucleotides. Its product is annotated as AF4/FMR2 family member 3-like. The record is from RefSeq and is a predicted model, not a curated record. NCBI's taxonomy places the organism in Eukaryota, Metazoa, Echinodermata, Echinoidea, Temnopleuroida, Toxopneustidae. Gene Ontology annotation, biological process: regulation of gene expression. The transcript is spliced from 6 exons. Bases 177 to 860 code for a protein of 227 amino acids. Gene Ontology annotation, cellular component: super elongation complex; nucleus.